AUGAGUGAUACUAUUGCUAGCUUGAACGAACCAAAGGUUCAGUGCUUAGUGCUUGAUGCUACACCUCUUAUAACGCAACAUGUCUCCACAUUACAACAACAUGCUAAACAAUUUUAUACAACUCCAACAGUUUUCAAAGAAAUUAGAGAUGAAACUGCAAGACGUAAUUUGGAAUUAUGGGGUGAAAAUUUAAUUCAAAGACAUCCAAAACCUGAAUUUAUUAAAAAAGUUAGUGAUUUUGCUAAAUUAACUGGUGAUUUCCAAGUUUUAAGUGCUAAUGAUAUUCAUAUUAUUGCAUUAACUUAUGAAUUAGAAUGUGAAUUAAAUCAUGGUGAUUGGAGAUUAAGAAAAUAUCCUGGUGAAGUUUUACAAUUUAAUAAAUCUAAGAAAUCUGCUGAAGCGAGUGAAUCAAAAGAAAAUGAUGUUAAAGAAGAUCCAAUACAGAAUAAUGAUAAUUUGGAAGAAUCAAAAGAAGAAUCUAAAGAAUCAAAUGAAGAACCACAACCAGAAGUUAAAAAGAAACAAAGACGUAGAGGUGGUAAGAAACAAAGAGCUAAAAGAGAAGCAGCAUUACAAGCAGAAUUAGAUGAUGAAGAACAAUCACAACAAUCUCAAGAACAAUCUCAAGAUGAUACACUAACAGAAACCACUAAUAAAUUAGAAUCAUUAAACAUUAAAGAAUCAAAUGAAUCAUCAAAUCAAGAAUUAACUCAAGAUUAUGAUGAUGAAGAAGAUGAUGGAGAUUGGAUUGAUCAAGAUAAUUUAUUACAAGAAAUGAUUAAAGAUAGUGGAGAAAAAAUUGAAAAACAAACAGAAUCUAUAACAAAAAUUAAAGUUGCACUUUCAACUCAAGAUUUUGCAUGUCAAAAUGUUUCAUUACAAAUUGGAUUAAAUUUAAUGAAUACAUUAUCAGGAUUACAAAUUAAAAGAGUUAGAAAUUAUAUGUUAAGAUGUUAUGCAUGUUUCCGUAUUGUUCCAUUCCCUAAGGAUGGUAAACCAAAACAUUUUUGUUCUUAUUGUGGUGGUCAAACAAUUUUAAGAUGUGCAGUUAGUGUUGAUGCAAGAACUGGUGAAGUUACACCACAUUUAAAAGCAAAUUUUGAAUGGCAUAAGCGAGGUGAUCGUUAUUCAAUUGCUUCACCAUUAAGUAAAAAUUCACAAAAAAGAUUAGGUAAAAAAGGUUUUGUUCAUAAUAAAUCAAAUAAACAAAAAGAAUAUCAAGAACCAAUUUUAAGAGAAGAUCAAAAAGAAUAUUCAAAAGCUAUUAAAGAUGAUGAUUGGUUAAGAAGACAAAAUGAAAAAGUCUUGAAUGAUUGGAUUGGUGGUGGUAGUGCAGAUAAUGUUAUUUCACCAUUUUCUGCUCAAGGUUUUAGAUCAAGUGGUGUUAAAGUUGGUAAAGGUAGAUUUGUAAAUUCUUCAAGAAGAAGAUGA
Messenger RNA from Hansenula ciferrii, 1431 nucleotides. It is a transcript of the gene NOB1, whose product is annotated as rRNA-binding endoribonuclease. Gene Ontology annotation, molecular function: RNA endonuclease activity. The coding region runs from base 1 to 1431 and encodes 476 amino acids. Lineage: Eukaryota; Fungi; Ascomycota; Saccharomycetes; Phaffomycetales; Wickerhamomycetaceae. The transcript has a single exon. Gene Ontology annotation, cellular component: preribosome, small subunit precursor. The record is from RefSeq and is a predicted model, not a curated record. Gene Ontology annotation, biological process: maturation of SSU-rRNA; ribosomal small subunit biogenesis.